Fusarium oxysporum Fo47 is the source of this 807-nucleotide messenger RNA. Its product is annotated as SDR family NAD(P)-dependent oxidoreductase. The transcript is spliced from 3 exons. Gene Ontology annotation, cellular component: intracellular anatomical structure. The coding region runs from base 1 to 807 and encodes 268 amino acids. Gene Ontology annotation, molecular function: oxidoreductase activity, acting on NAD(P)H, oxygen as acceptor. The record is from RefSeq and is a predicted model, not a curated record. NCBI's taxonomy places the organism in Eukaryota, Fungi, Ascomycota, Sordariomycetes, Hypocreales, Nectriaceae.
AUGACAACCUUCAACCCUCGCGGUCUUGGCGACGUCAAAGUCACAGAUCGAUUUGAUUUAACCGGCAAGAACUUCCUCAUCACAGGAGGAGGUGGAGGUAUUGGUUUUGCCUGUGCCAAAGCCAUAGCCCAGCUAGGCGGCGGCGUCGCUGUCAUCGACACAGCUCCCGAGCCGGUAGAAGAGUUCAAAUCUCUGAGUGAUCGCUAUGGCGCCAAGAUAUUUUACACCCGAGGCGAUGUAACCAAACAAGAAUCCCUUGAGAAGGCUUUUGCUGAGUGUGUUGAAGCCAUGGGCGGACAGCUUCAUGGAGCGCUCACGGCGGCAGGCAUUGUGAUGGAUACACCAUUGCUCGACGCUGACUGGGAAGUCACCCAGCGAGUCCUCAACGUCAAUGUUAUGGGGACGUACUGGACUAUCAAGCUUCUCGCACAACAUCUUGUCGAGACCAAAACGCCUGGAAGUAUUGUUGCGAUCGCCAGCAUCAAUGCGCAGAGUCUAUACGUUCCAGUACAACCAAAAUCCGCUUAUAAUGCCAGCAAAGCUGCUAUCAAGGGUCUUAUGGGUCCCCUUGCCGGCGAGCUGGGUCAGUAUGGCAUCAGGGUCAACUGCAUCUCGCCAGCACGCUUACAGGGAGAGAAGAGGGCUAUCCUUGACUGGUACGAAAAUGGAGCCCCAUUACAACGGCUGGGCGUGCCGGAGGAUCUGACACCUAUGGUGUGCUAUUUGCUGAGCGAUGCAGCUGCGUUUACAACAGGUGCAGAUAUGCUUGUUACAGGUGGGCUACAUGCAGGGUCAGCUCUGAAGUGA